Myotis daubentonii (Daubenton's bat) is the source of this 1756-nucleotide messenger RNA. It is a transcript of the gene SIL1, whose product is annotated as SIL1 nucleotide exchange factor. The record is from RefSeq and is a predicted model, not a curated record. Gene Ontology annotation, molecular function: adenyl-nucleotide exchange factor activity. NCBI's taxonomy places the organism in Eukaryota, Metazoa, Chordata, Mammalia, Chiroptera, Vespertilionidae. Gene Ontology annotation, cellular component: endoplasmic reticulum.
CGAGGCGGCCGCCCGCCGCUCUGGAAGGCGGCCAUUGGGUGAGGCGACGAACGACGUAGUAGCCGGGCGCUCACGGGUUCAGCCUGUCGCCGUGGCGUCUGCGCAUCUGAAGCUGGUUGCUGCUGCGGCCGCCUGGAAUUGUGGGGGUUGUGUCUACCCCUCGGCUGCCCGGCAGGAAGCCGAAGGUCUCUUUAUGCCUCUUCAGGGCCUGCCCCUAUCUAGGAUGGCUCCUCUGGGCAUGCUGCUUGGACUACUGAUAGUCUCCUGCUUCACCUUCUGCUUCAGUCAUCAGAACCAAGAGUUUGCGCUGACCAAUCCAGAGAAGAGCACCACCAAAGAAACAGCGAGAAAGGAAACCACAGCAGAGGAGGAGCUGGACCCUGAAGUCCUGGAGGUGUUUCACCCAAGCCCUGAGUGGCAGGCCCUUCGGCCAGGCCAGGCUGUCCCUGUGGGAUCCCAUGUGAGGCUGAAUCUCCAGACUGGGGCAAGAGAAGUGAAACUCCAAAAUGAAGACAAGUUUCAAAAUACUUUGAAAGGGACAAAAAAAGGCAAAAGGCUGGACAUCAACACUAACACCUAUACAUCCCAGGACCUCAAGAGUGCACUGGCAAAAUUCAAGGAAGGGGCAGAGAUGGAGAGUUCAAAGGAAGACAAGGCAAGGCAGGCUGAGGUUAAACGUCUCUUCCGCCCCAUUGAGGAGCUAAAAAGGGACUUUGCGGAGUUGAAUGUUGUCAUUGAGACUGACAUGCAGAUCAUGGUACGGCUAAUCAACAAAUUCAAUAGUUCCAGCUCCAGCCUGGAGGAGAAGAUUGCUGCACUCUUUGAUCUUGAAUAUUAUGUCCAUCAGAUGGAUAAUGCACAGGACCUGCUUUCCUUCGGUGGCCUUCAAGUGGUGAUCAAUGGGCUGAAUAGCACAGAGCCCCUGGUGAAGGAGUAUGCUGCAUUUGUGCUGGGAGCUGCCUUUUCCAGCAACCCAAAGGUCCAGGUGGAGGCCAUCGAGGGUGGAGCCCUGCAGAAGCUGCUGGUCAUCCUGGCUACGGAGCAGCCUCUCGCUGCAAAGAAGAAGGUCCUGUUUGCACUGUGCUCCCUACUACGACACUUCCCCUAUGCCCAGCAGCAGUUCCUGAAGCUGGGGGGCCUGCAGGUCCUGAGGAGCUUGGUGCAGGAGAAGGGCACAGAGGUGCUGGCUGUGCGCGUGGUCACCCUGCUCUACGACCUGGUCACUGAAAAGAUGUUUGCCGAGGAGGAGGCCAAGCUGACCCAGGAGACGUCCCCAGAGAAGCUGCAGCAAUAUCGCCAGGUGCACCUCCUGCCAAGCCUGCGAGAACAAGGCUGGUGUGAGAUCACUGCCCACCUGCUGGCGCUGCCUGAACAUGAUGCCCGUGAAAAGGUGCUGCAGACACUGGGUGCCCUCCUGGUCACCUGCUGGGACCACUACCAUCAGGACCCCAAGCUCAGCAGGACGCUGGCCAGUCUGCAGGCUGAAUACCAGGUGCUAGCCGCCCAGGAGCUCCAAGAUGGCGAGGAUGAGGGCUACUUCUGGGAACUGCUGGGCUCUAUCAACAGUUUGCUGAAGGAGCUGAGAUGAGGCUGCCCCCUAAGACUGAGGCUAGACUGGAACUGCUAGGAAGGCUGAGAGGUACCGGUUUGGAUGGUUCUUCAGGGGACAGCAGGCAGAAUGGAGGGCUUCCCUAUUGGGGUCUGGGCGUCAGCGGGGCAGUGCUGGACUGGCCAUUAAAUGGAGGCAUGAAGGUCA